CAUGGCAAAAAAAAAGUAUAGAUCAGAUAUUAAUAUAGAAACUGUCAGCUUUUAUGAUUAUUUGUUUAACAUUAAAGGUCGUAAGAAUGAUAUAGUAAUCAUUAUGUGAAUCAACUUACUAUAUUUUUUUCGGAAUUUAAAGUUUUAAAUGUUUUGAUUCCUCGGGUUUUAUUCCUUACGAGCCGUCGAAUGGAAUGAAGUAGAAAUUUGUUUUAAAGCACAAGUCGCAUUAUAUUGACAUGAAUUUGUUACAAUUUCGGCUGUUUCUUUCUCUGUAUUUUUUUGGAUGUAUGUUUGUGAUCGUCAUCUGCAGACCAGCAACCAGUAACAAUGGCCUUGAAGCAGGUAAAUUUGAUCUGCUUGGAUUAUGGGGCGAUGUCUCAAAAUUACAACAGAGACUCAACAGUAAAACCAUCCUGACUGAAACCGAUGAUAAAAAUAUAGUUCAUGCUGAAUGCGAUUUGAGGCCUUAUCCAUCAAAUUCAAGGGAACUUCACAGCGUAUUUGGAAGAGUAAAACUACGACAAAAUGUUAAUAACGGUGAACCAGGGCCACUUCGAAUGUCUGUUGAAAUUGACGGUGUUCCGUCAAGACGGCAAACAUGGGGAAUGUUUUACAAGUUAGAGGUGCACAGAUACGGCGAUGUAAAUGACGGCUGUAAAAAUGUUGGACCUGUUUAUUGGAACAAAAGAUACAGUGGUCAUUUAGGAGACUUCGUCGGGGACAUGUUUGGGAGGGUUAACAUUGAAUCAAAAGACGCACCUGCUACACUGGUUGGAGAUUAUUCCAUAUUUGGACGUGCCAUAGUUAUAACACCAGUUUAUGCAGCUUCAAGUCGCAGGCUCCGGAAAGUAUUUGACAUGGAACCAGUUGGUUGUUGUGUAGUUGUAAGAGACAGAAUUCAAAAGGCUGUAGCACCUGCACCAGCACCACGAAUUUUGCAGUCGGUAGCACUGCCCAUGAAUGUCACUGACAAACCGUUUGUUCCAAGUGGAAGCUUGAAAAGUCUUCUUCCUUACGGAGGAAAUGAAGCUCCAAAUUCUACUAAACCGUUUGUAGACCAAACAGAAAAUAGAUCAAUGAUGCCGAACAGGCCUAUUAUUUCAAGGCUGUCUGACGGAAUCUCUACUUUCGGUUCACAAGGUACUCAGCCAAAGGGAAGCGAAUUCGGAACUAGUACAUCAACUCGCAUUCCAGAUUUGUCAUUUAAUCCUCAGUAUCCAAAUUUACUCCAUACUGAAAUAACUUUUCCUUUUGUUAAUAACUUCUUUUUUGCCACUCCUGAAGACAUAUUCCCACUGGAUAGCCAGCGUCACUUUUUACCACCAAGUGAACUGAAUGAAUUCCUGCCUGAAUUUAUUAAAGACUUUAUUGGAGACACGAAAGAUUUUGUAAGUGAAACUGCAGAUUUAAUAGAGAAUUCUGUAGGUGAAAUUAAAGACACAGUAACAGAUGAUUUUAAUGAUAUUCCAGAAAAAAUAGGAGAAAGUAUUGAGGACACAUUUGAGGACAUUAUAGAUGAUGUAGACGAUGAUAAAGAUGCUGCUAGAGACGGGAUUAAUGGAAUUGAUAUAACAAGUAAAGUUUUUAGCUUAAAUAAGGACGAACAAGAUCUUAAUGAAUUAGAAGACCUUAUGGAAGAUGUGGCUGAUGACGUAUCUGAUCGAACGAUUGGGGAUAUUUUGACUGAAGCAGAUGCCGAUUUGGAUGUCUCUGAUGAAAUAAGUGGUGAAUCCGUCGAUGACAUGAAUGAUAUUGUUGAAGAUAUUUUGGAUAAUGAUAAAGAUAAAAUCUCUGAAAAAAAUGACGAAUUGCCCAGUAACAUUGAUGACGGAAAAUAUGAAAUGUUUGAUGAUUUUAUGGAUAAUGAUGAUUUAUCUGAUGAUAUUUUUGACGAUUUAAUUGAUUUCAUGCCAGAUAUAAGUGAAAAUUUGAGAAAUGAUUUUGAAGGAUUCAAAGAUGAUAAGGGUGAUGAUGAUGAUAACGAAAAUGAUGAUAAAGAUAAUCGGUACAAUAUAGAUGAUGAUGAUGACGGCGACGAUGGCGAUGGUAGUGAUAAUAAAAAAGAUGGCGACGACGAUGUUGAUGAUGAUGAUGCUGAUGAUACUGACGAUGAUGACAAUGAUGAUCAUGAUGAUAAUGUUGAUAAUAAUGAUGAUGAUGAUCAUGAUGAUGAACACGGCAACGACGACGACGACGAAAAUGAUGACGACGAUGACGAUGAUGAUGACGAUGAUGGUGAUGAUGAUGAUGAUGAUAAUGUUGAUGAUGAUGAUGAUGAUGAUAAUGUUGAUAAUAAUGAUGAUGACGGCAACGACGAUGACAACAAGAAUGACGACGACAAAGAUGACGAUGACGAUGACGAUGACAACGACGACGGCGAUGAUGAUGAUGAAAAUAAUAAUGAUAAUGAUGACGAUGGCGACGAUGAAAAUAAUAAUGAUAAUGAUGAUGACGGCCACGCUGGCGAUGGUAGUGAUAAUAAAAAAGAUGGCGACGACGAUGUUGAUGAUGAUGAUGAUGAUGAUGAUGAUAAUGACGAUGAUGACAAUGAUGAUCAUGAUGAUAAUGUUGAUAAUAAUGAUGAUGAUGAACACGGCGACGACGACAAUGGCGACGACGAUGACGAUGAUGAUGAUGAUGAUAAUGUUGAUGAUAAUGAUGACGAUGGCGACGAUGAAAAUAAUAAUGAUAAUGAUGACGAUGGCGACGAUGAUGAUGGUGCUGUUGAUUCUGUCCCUGGAAAUGGUGACAUUUCUACCCAGAAAAAUGAUAUUUUAGAAGGUAUUAUUGAUAAUGUUGAAGAUAUUCAUGAAACAUUAGAGGAUAUAGACGAACCAGUUUUUGAAAUACUUGAUGAUAUAAAUGACAAUGAUCUUACAAAAGACACUUCAAUAGAUGACCUAACUGAUCCUAUAGAAGAUAUUUUAGAUGAAAAUGUAUUAAGUGAUGACGAUAAAUUAGAAAAUUUCGGUGAAACGCUUGAAGACGUCUCAGAUUCAACUGAAAAUCUGUUCGAAAAGGUUGCAGGUGAUUUUGGUUUAACAAGUGACGUUUCUGAUGAGCUUUUUGAUGAUGUUACUGAUGACAACAAUUUAAAGGAUACCGUUGAGAUAACUGUUGAACCAGUAAUUGAAAAAGCGAAGGAAAAUAUGGAAGCUGUAUUUGAUGAAGGAAAUGAUGAUUUAGAAGAUUUUAGGGAUAAAACAAAUGAUUUGUUAGAAGGGUCCAUUGGAAAAAUAAUAGAUAAUUCUGAAAGUGCAAUUGAAGAUAUAUCGGAUUCGGCCGAAGAAUUUACAGAUGAUGCAAAGGAUAUUGUCGAAGAUAUUAGCGUAAUCACAAGCGAAGUUGCAGAGGAAGGGAAAGAUGCAAUUGGAGACACUAUUGAAGAUACUUUUGACGAAUUAACCGAUAACGCAGAUGACGCUCUCGAUGGUAUUAGUGGCAUCUCAAGUGAUAUUGUUGACGAAACAAAAGAUAUUGUCGAAGAUGUUGUAGACGAAGUAGAUGAGGUAUUCGAUAAAACAGGAGAUAUUAUAGAUGACACAUUCAACACAGAUAACUUCAUGGAUGCAACAGAGGACGUGACUGAUGACCUUAUUGAUGUUUCUGAUGAUUCUGUAAAUAAUGUUGUAGACGCUACAAGUGAUGUCGUUGAAAAUGUUAUGGACAAAGCCGAAGAAGUUUUUGAUGACACCAGUGAUUUCACAGAUGAAGUUAUGGAUAAAACAGAGAAUAUUAUAGACAACGCAGAUGACGUUCUAGGUGAUGUUAGUGACAUUUCAAGUGAUAUUGUAGAUGAAACAAAAGAUGUUGUCGAAAACGUUGUAGACGGAGUAGAAGAAGUAUUUGAUAAAACAGAAGAUAUUACAGAUGACACAUUCAGCGCAAAUAACUUGAUGGAUACAACAGAAGACGUGACAGAUAAACUUAUUGAUGUUGUCGACGACUCAACAGGUAAUGUUGUAGACUCUACAAGUGAUGUCGUUGAGAAUGUUAUGGACAAAGCUGAAGAAGUUUUUGAAAGCACAAGUGAUUUCACAGAUAACGUUAUAGAUAAAACAGAGGAUGCUGUAGACAGUGUGGUUGACUCUACAAAUGAUAUACUUGACACUUCUGUUGAUACAGUAAAUGAUGUAACGGAUACCUUGGUUGAAAACGCGGUGGGCGGCUUAGGGGAGAUUGUGGAUGCCCCUGUAGAAAUCGCCAAAACAGCUUUGGAAAACACAGUAGAUAUUGCCAAAAACACUGUCGAAACUCCUGUUGAUAUGGCCAACGAAAUUGUUGAAAAUACCGCUGAUGUCGUCAUUGAUCAACCUGUUGAAAUUGCAAACGAGAUUGUUGAAAAUACUGCGGAUACCAUAAAUUCGAUUGUGGAGGCACCUGUCGAUAUUGCUAAUGAAGUUGUAGGAAAUACUGUAGAUGUUGUAAGUAAUGUUGUUGAGACGCCUAUUGACACAGCUAAUGAAAUGGUCGAAGGUGCUGUGGAUACAGCUAGUAGUAUUGUUGAAAACCCAGUUGAUUCGGCAGCUGAAGUAAUAGACAGUGUAGCAAGUGUUAAAUGAAAUUAGUUUUAAGUUUGAAAUCCUUCUUUGAAAUGAAAUAAAGACUACUUUAAGCCACGACGAUAUACAUGAACUACCUCCGGCAACUAGUUUUACAAGUUAUAUGGAACGUUAGUCUCGGAUUUUAUAAACAUGUUUUGCUAGGAAUAAAUGACAAGUUAUUUCACUACUUUACAAUCAGCUUUUCAAAUCAGGAAGCUACGUAACGUGACUUUAUAAAAUGUGUGAAAUAUGAAAUUUAGACUUCUAUUUAAGCAUGUAAAGGAUAGACAUUUGAAUAAAUUUACUAAGAAAGUGUUUGAUAUGAAAAGCAAUGUCGGACCUUAUUUUAACAUCAUUACCAUGUUCGUUACAAAAGUGUAAUCAGAAUGUUCAUAGUAUCUAUUAAAAAGCAAAUGCUGGAAAAAUGA
Molecule: messenger RNA, 4975 nt
Organism: Mercenaria mercenaria
Lineage: Eukaryota; Metazoa; Mollusca; Bivalvia; Venerida; Veneridae
Product: serine-aspartate repeat-containing protein F-like
Exons: 7
Coding region: 240-4565 (1441 amino acids)
Biological process (GO): superoxide metabolic process
Molecular function (GO): metal ion binding
Source: RefSeq, a predicted model, not a curated record